This is a messenger RNA of Fusarium subglutinans, 432 nucleotides long. Its product is annotated as PX domain protein. The coding region runs from base 1 to 432 and encodes 143 amino acids. Gene Ontology annotation, cellular component: endosome. Gene Ontology annotation, molecular function: phosphatidylinositol-3-phosphate binding. NCBI's taxonomy places the organism in Eukaryota, Fungi, Ascomycota, Sordariomycetes, Hypocreales, Nectriaceae. The record is from RefSeq and is a predicted model, not a curated record. The transcript is spliced from 3 exons.
AUGUCGACCGAGUCCGUUCUUCCUGCUGGUGCCAUCACCCUACGUGACAACGAAGCGAGCGAAUUCGACGACCGCAACAGCGCUUGCUGGGCCAAGAGUGUUGAGAUUGUCAACUAUACCAUUGUCAACGGCAGUGCAACAAAUAUCGGAGCCUUUGUGGUAUGGAAUAUUCGUGUCGAGGCUCUCAAUGGGAGUUAUAUGAAUAUUCGUAAACGGUAUUCAGAGUUUGACGACUUUCGAUAUCGGCUGGUUCAGACUUUCCCCGGAUUCGAGGCAGCUGUUCCGGCGCUUCCGCCCAAGAGUGUCAUCUCCAAGUUCCGGCCUAGAUUUCUCGAGAAAAGACGGGCUGGCCUACAAUACUUUCUCAACUGCAUAUUGUUAAAUCCAGAAUUUUCUGGAUCGCCAGUCCUCAAGGAGUUCCUCUUUGCAUAG